UCUAGUAUGAUACUCAGGGCUGUGUAGCAUUUCCUUGUGUUUCCCUCGAUCAAAAGAACCUUCCAGGAAGGUUCCUACAUGACAAGCAAAAUAUUACCAAAUUUAUGGUUUAUAUAAGAGGCGACUUAGCUUAUGGCAUUCACUGCAAAGUUCAAAAGUGAUCACACAAGUGAAAGCUAAGCUGAGUGCAGGUGCUUUGUUGAGAGAAAAAGAGGGGAUCAUGGAGAUUGAGGAAGUUGGCAACUGUGAAACACAAGCACUUCCUCUGCUCUCACUGAACCAUGUGUCCCUCUUAUGCAGAUCAGUGUGGGAGUCUAUGAGGUUUUAUGAGGAUGUCUUGGGCUUUGUUCCCAUCAAACGCCCAUCUUCUUUCAAGUUCAAUGGAGCCUGGUUUUACAAUUAUGGUAUUGGAAUACACUUGAUCGAGAAUCCAGACAUUGAUGAAUUUGAUACCUGCUUGAAUGAAUUAAGGCCUAUUAAUCCCAAGGACAACCAUAUUUCAUUCCAGUGUACGGAUGUUGAACUUGUUAAAAGGAGGUUAGAAGAGAGGGGGAUGAGGUAUGUCACAGCUGUGGUAGAGGAAGGAGGAAUCAAGGUGGACCAAGUGUUCUUCCAUGACCCAGAUGGGUACAUGAUUGAGCUAUGCAAUUGUGAGAAUAUCCCAAUCAUUCCUAUUUCUUCAUGCUCUUUCAAGCCCAGGGGCCAGAGCUUUAAGAAGGCUGCUCCUUCCAAGUGUGGAUUCAUGGAGAAUGUGAUGAUGGAAAGCUUGAGCAUGGACAUGAUAAAUUUCUCAUUCUAAACUGCCAACAGUUUUACAACAACAAAGCGAAGAACAUUAAGUUCACGUCCUUGUCUUUCUUUCUUUUUUGUUUAUAAGAUAUAAAAAGAGUUUGCUCAUAAAAAAAAAAUGAAAGGAGGGGGGAUAAGAAGAUAAGAUUGUUAAUUAAUUUAUGUUAAAAGCUAUACAAAAGCCUCUUUGGGGUCUGGACUCAUGGCAAAUUUGUAAGGGAAGAAUGGACCCAAGGAAAACUUUAUUGUUAUUGUAUCAUGUUUUGUUUGUAAUAAUAAGAAAUUCUGAGUUGCUCAGUUGUCGUAUGUUA
Messenger RNA from Abrus precatorius (Indian licorice), 1100 nucleotides. RefSeq lists its product as uncharacterized. Bases 221 to 799 code for a protein of 192 amino acids. Lineage: Eukaryota; Viridiplantae; Streptophyta; Magnoliopsida; Fabales; Fabaceae. The transcript has 3 exons. The record is from RefSeq and is a predicted model, not a curated record.